Messenger RNA from Camellia sinensis, 2057 nucleotides. Its product is annotated as putative E3 ubiquitin-protein ligase XBAT35. NCBI's taxonomy places the organism in Eukaryota, Viridiplantae, Streptophyta, Magnoliopsida, Ericales, Theaceae. Gene Ontology annotation, molecular function: protein binding. The record is from RefSeq and is a predicted model, not a curated record.
ACUACCAAGACAUUGGAGAGCACGCCACACAUUCGUCUCUUCCACUUUCCUUCACCGAAUUUUCCCGAGAAAAUUCUCCAAUUUUCUCGCGGACGCCAGACCUCCAUAUUAACCCUUCCUCGUCCCUCCAAACGCAAUCUUGCUGAAUUUUCAUCCGAAACCCUAGAAUUUGUUUGGAUUCAAAUGGGGCAACAACAAUCGAAAGACGAAUUGUUGUUUCAGCAAGUGAAUAAUGGAAACAUCGAAGGAAUCAAAUCCCUUCACAGAGAAGGCGCAGGUCUCGAGUGGAUUGAUAAAGAAGAGAAGACUCCGUUGACUGUGGCUUGUACGAAGUUUGAACUGUAUAAUGUUGCUAAAACUUUGAUUGAAUUGGGUGCCGAUGUGAAUGCAUAUCGUCCCGGUCGUCAUGCCGGGACUCCAUUACAUCAUGCAGUGCAAAGAGGCCUUGAACAAACUGUUAAGUUACUUCUUUCACAUGGAGCAAAUGCAUUAGUGAUGAAUGAUGAUUCUCAAACUCCACUUGAUGUUGCUAGAGUUAAAAAGAACACCAACAUUGUCCGUGCAAUUGAGAGUCAUAUCUGCUUAUUCUCUGGUUGGCUGCGGGAGCUUUAUGGUCCAAGCUUUCUUGAAGUACUAGCUCCCCAAUUGCUUUCAAGAAAAGUUUGGGUGGUUGUUUUACCAUGUGGUUCCCGUAAUCUUACGAAGCCUUUCAAGUUAGAGCUUGCCAUAUAUCCUAGUCAGCAGGAUUCCCAGCCUCGAACUCUUAUUGCACUGUGGAAAGCCAAUAUGGAAGAACCAAAGUUUAACGAGCCUGAUCCUGCAGUGAUAAUUUCUGAUAUUUCCAGCAUCCCAAGACGCUGGAGGCGGAGGCGAGGUAUUUUGUCCUCCCGAGAGGCAAGGUGUAAGCUUCAAGGUGGUCGACAGACCCGCAUUAAACUUGCACCUGCAUAUGAAACAGACAAGCAACAACUGCAGAGAUUUUCCAAUGCAUGCAAAGGAAUUCCACAGGUAAUGCAUCAAAAUUUUCCUUUUAACACCCAAGCGCCAGUUGUUCCAACAACUGCCCCGUCAUCAUCUGCAGAAGAUAUAGAAUUAGCUAUGGCAAUCAAUGCCUCGAUCCAAUCUGCUAUGGAAGCAAUGCCACCCUUUGUUGAUACUAAUCAUAGCUCUGGAGCAAAUGCAUCCUCCAGCAGUCACAGUGCAUGCGAAAUCCAUGAAGUUGGUUCAAGUGGCAAUUCAACUCAACAAAUUCAGAAUCUGAGUGACAUUCCAGCUGUUGUCCAAACAACGGUUGAGAUACCUAUCCCAGCUUCACUCCCAUCGGCCCGACCCAUCAAGAAUGCGAUCAUAAAUGAUGGUCCUAUUCAUUACCCAUCAGUUGAUUUCAGCCCUGUUGAUUUGUCUUCCCCUGUAGUGGAGAACUUACCUGCUAUGGAAGAUGGAACGAAAGAAGAUACGGCUGCUUCUUCAUCAUGCGUGAUAUGUUUGGAUGCUGCAGUUGAGGGGGCUUGCAUUCCAUGCGGCCACAUGGCUGGAUGCAUGUCUUGUUUGAAUGAGAUCAAAACCAAGAAGUGGGGUUGCCCCGUGUGUCGUGCCAACAUUGACCAGGUUAUACGUCUGUAUGCUGUUUAAUCAUCGAAGCAAGAUAUGGUGACACUGCGUUUAGUUGGUGAGCUUUUGGCGAAAAUAUAUGACCGCAAUAGUUGGCAACUACAGUGACAGAUUAUAGUGGUCUUCAAGGUCUCUUUCGACGAAACAACUGGUAAUCAAACUUGUUAAACUUUAUGCUGUUAUUUAUUGGAAGUGAACUAAGUUUAGACUUUAAGUGGGAAUUUUUUUUCCAUUUAGGGGGAUGUCAAGUGAAUAUUGUAAUUUCCUUUUGUAAAAUAGAAGCGGCAGUAUAUUCUUGUGACUGAAGUUUACACACUCGAUGUAAAUUUUCUGUUUUCAUUUUUGUGUCAAGCAGUAUUUUGAAACAGAUACUGUGAUAUUUUUUCAUGUUGGAUAUUUGUAUGCUCUGCUGAUAUGCCUUUUAACUGUGAGAGGAGUUUUAAGGA